AUGUUGCGCAUUGCGGGACAAGGUGGAGCGACAAAAUCGGCGGUCACUCGGAGUAAGGCAGAAAAAAGUUGCAUCUCUAAACCUUCCCCAAACAAGCAUGAACAAAUCCCUUGGGGAUGGACUACGUUACCCGAGGGGUCUGCGGUCAAGAAGGAUGCCGUGAAAGACGUUAUUAUCUUGACAAUGGUCUCUGGUAUUGUCGGCGCGGGUGUUCAAGUCGCAGAUGAUGACAACGAUUUUGGACAUCUAGGCAAAGUCCAUCGCGUAAGGAAAGAAAUUAAGGAGAAGACCUCCAAAACACUUCGUGGCCGACCAGCAUGGACGCUGUUCUUGCAAACUUACCAGCUUAUUCUGUGGAAGCAAUCUUAUGCUUUGGUUCAUGAAAAAGGCUUCCCAGAAGAACUCGAGAUUGUUGUUCGCGAUCUCUGGGCUCUGCGACUUCAAGACUAUAAAUUGAAGAUCACUUCUGCUACCGACGAUACAGAUGGUGAUACUGAACCUGAGGUGUUCAGCUCGCAGCCUGGUGAGCAGGAUGAAUCCGGGUUGGGAUUCAAACCAAAUUCAAGAUAUCUGCAAUGGCCUCGUUUGCUUGAUUCCGUUGCACUAUGUUAUCUUGCUGCGCUUUUGAUGCGGCUUCCAGUCUGCGUCAAUGAUUUCUACGAGUAUGUAUAUCAUUCCCUCUUCGCGAGCCUGAAAUUGACCCUCGAGGGAAUUUCCAUACUUACUGGUUUUCUAAGCAUGAUCGUACGGCAAGAAAUUCCAUACGCACGAGUCCUGGCAUCUGUCCCUUUAGAAAUGCGGGAGAGGCUUCCACCUGAGCUCACUGGGAUUCUCGAGGCGAAUAAAAUUCCAAAGCCCGAACAUCUCCAUCACGGUGUACAGUCUUUAGCUUUGUUUUAUCAACGCCGUUUCGAGGUGGCUCUUCCUCCUCUGAAUUCGCCCAUACUGAUUUUCCGGCACAUCAAAAGAUUGGCUCUGCCAAUCGAGAUAUAUGAUGUCGUCAAGACCUUGCAAGAUCUACUUGGUGUCACAUUUCAAUAUCCGAAGCCAAAGGCAGCCAUCGAACGAAAGAAGUCACAUUUUCUUCCUGAUGUGCAAUUGGUUGUUCUCAUCACAAUUGCUACGAAAUUAAUUUUCCCAUUCGAUGAUUUGAAACGGUAUCCUACCAACAAUAAAGAGCCCGCUGCACAGAUCAUGGACUGGUCUCAAUGGGCACAUGCCCAAAAGGGUUUCUCCGCCGAUUCUCACUUUGCAGAGAACAUUGGGAAAGGGACUGCGAUUCACGUCACAGACCAAGAUGUGCUGAAUAUGACCCCCGAGCAAAUGGACAACUACAUGGAUUGGUACGCAAGCGACUGGCUAGAUACUUCCAGGACCCCUGGUCGCAUAGCCGAAAUGUUCCCCAUCAAUCGAGUGGGGGCCACGCAACCAACCGCUACAACUGCCCCAGAGCCGUCUUCUACCCAGGAUGCUGCACAUGAUACAAUACAAGAGAAACUUGACAUGUUAUUACACAAAGUCAUACAGGAUCUCAGACCCAGACGGGUAAUCCCUGAAGAAGACCAUGAACCCAAGCGUCCCGGUGAUAUGUACUCCCGGUAUCGAUGGGAAUCGCAGCUCAGUGGCGCGGCACGGACCUUUUACGAAAUAGCCGCCAAACUUGCUGCGGUUCCGUUGAAAACAUUUGUCCGCGCCGUCACACUGACCGAAAUCCACAUUGCACAGAUAGAUGAGAAGCGACAGCACCGGGAGUACUUCGCUAAUCAGGGAGUGGAGGUCAUUGACAGCGAUGAUGCUGACGAGGAUUAUGCAAUGGACGAAUUUUGA
Messenger RNA from Penicillium soppii, 1827 nucleotides. Its product is annotated as Ubiquitin supergroup. Gene Ontology annotation, cellular component: RNA polymerase transcription factor SL1 complex; RNA polymerase I core factor complex. The transcript is spliced from 6 exons. Gene Ontology annotation, molecular function: RNA binding; RNA polymerase I core promoter sequence-specific DNA binding; protein binding. Lineage: Eukaryota; Fungi; Ascomycota; Eurotiomycetes; Eurotiales; Aspergillaceae. The record is from RefSeq and is a predicted model, not a curated record. Gene Ontology annotation, biological process: RNA polymerase I preinitiation complex assembly; nucleolar large rRNA transcription by RNA polymerase I. Bases 1 to 1827 code for a protein of 608 amino acids.